ACAUCUGUUUAAAUGUAGUUUAGUUUUCAAACAAAUGUAGCAUUUUAUUUACUUAACAAAAAAAAAUGAAAAUCCCAUUUCACGAACAGUUUGGAACUUUUUUCCGGACUUACAAUAAAGAUUUAUGCAUGAUUUGUUCUCCUUGCCUAUUUGGAUCAAUGGAAUAUGUGCUUACUUUAAGUAUUAUUGGCACGCUUACCACACUAUGGGAUUGUGUAUGUUUGACUAAUUGUGGUCAAAUUUAUUCACACUUGAAACCAAUUGAACCUAAUUUCUGUCCAGUUAUAAAAAAAUAUUUUCGAUUUUUAACAUGUGGACUUUACUUGGCGAUAUAUUCAUCGCUCGCGAUUGGAAUAAAAAUUGAACAUCCAGUUCUCCUUUUGCCAUACAUCCUUCUACAAAUGGUGAAUAUAACGCUUUUAAUAUUGGUCGCAUUUUUAUCCAUUCCGAAAUCGACUAAACUUACGAGGAAAACUCUCAUUUAUUGUGGGUUUUCCGCUUUCAAUUUUCUCCAGUGUUUUUGCAGCUUUCGUCACAUGCUUCAGUCAAGGGAUUUUUAAAUACAAACUUGAUUUUCUUUAGAAUGACUAGUAGCGAUACAAAAUAAAAAGAGAUAUAAAGAAAGGAAUAGAAACUGCCUGAUUAGUGUUCACUUCAUUAUGUCGCUCCAG
Messenger RNA from Cimex lectularius (bed bug), 671 nucleotides. RefSeq lists its product as uncharacterized. Lineage: Eukaryota; Metazoa; Arthropoda; Insecta; Hemiptera; Cimicidae. The record is from RefSeq and is a predicted model, not a curated record. Bases 66 to 560 code for a protein of 164 amino acids. The transcript has 7 exons.